Vanrija pseudolonga is the source of this 1788-nucleotide messenger RNA. Its product is annotated as Fe-regulated protein 8. The coding region runs from base 243 to 1751 and encodes 502 amino acids. The record is from RefSeq and is a predicted model, not a curated record. The transcript has 3 exons. Gene Ontology annotation, molecular function: flavin adenine dinucleotide binding; electron-transferring-flavoprotein dehydrogenase activity. NCBI's taxonomy places the organism in Eukaryota, Fungi, Basidiomycota, Tremellomycetes, Trichosporonales, Trichosporonaceae. Gene Ontology annotation, cellular component: cytoplasm.
GUCGAUGGAAGUAGACAGGCAGGCACACCGGCGGCCGCCAAGCAAUGCCGCGCGCAUCCGCGCGUUUGCCAAUACGCACGCAUGCAUCGGUUGGCGUGGCCGGUGUUAACGUCGGCCGAAUGGUGUUGCCCGAAACGAGGACGCUACGGUGGUUCGUCGAUUAUCAGAUAAAGGGAUCCCGGUCCCUGAGAAAAACUCGGCGAGGUCACGGCCUGGAUGUGAUAUAGCCACCGCGGAAAACCAUGCUCUGUUUGCUUGGAGCUGGUCGCAACCGCCUUGGCAGCUCGGCUCGCACAAUCAGAUAUACAGCAGCUGCGGUCGCGCGUUUCUUCGGGACCUCUCCACCCACCACCAUGUCCGCAUCACGCACCACCACCAAGACUGUCGUCGUCCUCGGUGUCGCCUAUGGCGGCGGGCACGUCGCCAAGAUGCUCGCGGCGUCGCUGCCGCCCGACUGGCGUGUCGUCGCCAUCGACCGCAACUCGCACAUGAACCACGUGUACGUGUUCCCGCGGUUCGUCGUCAAGCCCGAGCUCGCGCCCAAGGCAUACAUCCCGUACAAGGCGGUGUUUGAGCCAGUCGUGCGCGACGCCGACAAGAAGAAGGAGGACUACGGGAAAGAUACGGCCGCUGACGCUGCCGUGCCACCUACCCCGCCAAAGACGCCCCCACCGCCCAGCAAGCACAGCAUGCUGCAGGGCCUCGUGACGCGUCUCGAGCGGAACCGCGUGACCUACGUCAGGCCGAACGCCGCGGGGUCGUACGGCGCAGACGACAGCGAGAAGCCGCCAGCCGACCGCACAGAGACGCUCGAGUUCGACUACGCGGUGUACGCGCUCGGCGCGAGCCUGCCUGCGCCCGUGGACGUGUGGGGCACUGGCGGGGCGAGCCGGGGGACCAAGGCAGGCGGCAUGGCGUGGAUGGAGAAGACGGGCGGCGUGAUGGGCGAGGCGGAGCGCGUCCUCGUUGUGGGCGGCGGCGCGCUGGGCAUUCAGUACGCCACCGACCUCAAGGACGUGUACCCAGACAAGGAGGUGACGCUGCUGCACUCGCGCAAGCGCCUGCUCCCAAUCUACCCGGAGGGCGUGCACGACGCUGUCGUGUCGCGCCUUGACGCGCUCGGCAUCCGCGCCGUGCUCGGCGAGCGCGUGCUCGAGUGGCCCGAGAACCCGGGCACGCUGGACGGCGUCGAGAAGGUCGUCAAGACUGACGCCGGGAACACGUACGCCGCCGACCUGGUGCUCGUGUGUACUGGGCCCAAGGCGCACGUUGGCCUCAUGCGCGCGCUGGACGAGCGCGCCAUCUCCCCCGUCACGGGCCGCAUUCGUGUCAGCCCCACGACGCAGGUGUCGCUCGCGCCCGUGGCACCGUUCGAGCCUGCACCAGCCGCCGACGCCGCCGACGCCGAUGCGGCCGAGGCCCUCGCCAAGCUCGCCCUCGACACACCCACCAUCCCCAACAUCUUCGCGAUUGGCGACUGCGCGCAGACGGCCGCCAUCCAGGCCGGCCACACAUCCUACUACCAGGGCGAGGUGGCCGCGCGCAACAUUAUCCGGCUGAUCAAGGGCGAGGCCGACGAGCUCGAGGACUACGCGCCCGGCGUGCCCGCCAUCAAGGUCACCCUGGGCCUCAAGCACUGGGUCAUGGCCAACACUGAUGGCGUGACGUCUGGCGAUGACGGCGUCGAGCACCUGCUCGCGCGAUACAUGUGGCCCCUGUUCGGGGCGGAUGAUUGCCCGGACCAUGAGUAGGCGUAGAGAGUGUGUGUGUUGUACAUGAUGCAGAGGC